This is a messenger RNA of Prorocentrum cordatum, 769 nucleotides long. The record is from the annotation of a GenBank genome assembly. NCBI's taxonomy places the organism in Eukaryota, Dinophyceae, Prorocentrales, Prorocentraceae.
AGUUCGAGCCGCGAGCCUUCUGGGCUCCACGGACAAUGAGCCUUCAUAGGACCAUGGCGCCGCUGGCGGCCGACGGGCCAAUCUGCUUGACUGCCAAGAACACCUUCCUGGAUUGCCCGUCGCCCUGGAUCGACUACGUCACCGUGGUCGAGCGCCCCAAGUCGGACCCCACCUCUGACGCCACAACGACCUCAGAGUCGGAUCUGGCGAGCAGAGAGAGCCUGGGCAGCAGCAACAGGCCAGUGGUUGGGUUAUCGGCUGUCUUACUCAGCCUUCGGGCGGGAGCCUUCGGGGGAGGCCGCCUGGCAAAGGAGGAGGGCCCCGAGCAACAGUCUGACAGCAACGCGGAGAAGGAUGGGAACGACAGCUUGGAUGAUUCGGACAUGUGCUCGAAGCCUCAGGGGAAAAGCCGGUCACAGCGGCGUCGCCUGCAGCGGAAGGCCAAGGAAGCAUAUUUCCGGAAGACAAUGGACGCCCACUCCGUGAACGAGCAUGCCGCGGAGAACAGCUCGGCUGCCGUGCGAAGUGGCACCAGCACCAAGAUCUCUCUGUGAUUGCCUGUAGGGCGGCUAGGGUCCCGGUAAUUUGCGGCAAGAUGGCGUUCGGACAGCCCUGUCACACGCCGACAUGGUCGGCGGAUUCGCGUCGUUUGCUUGAGAAGCGCGCCCGGCCCCUAGACGGCCCAAAGAGCCCCAACAGGGCCUAAGAUGGGCGUAAGACGGCUCAAGAGGGCCCCCAACGGGCCCCAAAUGGCCUAAAAGGACACCCG